This is a messenger RNA of Poeciliopsis prolifica (blackstripe livebearer), 5187 nucleotides long. RefSeq names its product coagulation factor VIII, procoagulant component (gene f8). Bases 53 to 4822 code for a protein of 1589 amino acids. NCBI's taxonomy places the organism in Eukaryota, Metazoa, Chordata, Actinopteri, Cyprinodontiformes, Poeciliidae. The record is from RefSeq and is a predicted model, not a curated record. Gene Ontology annotation, molecular function: oxidoreductase activity; copper ion binding. The transcript is spliced from 27 exons.
CUUUACGCACGGGGACGUCGAAGUGGCGCUAACAGGUGCGCACACAGAAGGGAUGAGGACACAGCUGCUGCUGCUCCUGCUGCCGCUGCUCCUCUGCUGCUCCGCCGGGGAGGCCCAGCAUGACGCGGUGAGGGAGUACUUCAUCGCAGUGGUGGAGGUCGGAUGGGACUACAUCCACCUGGACGCGUCCGAGCAAAGAGGAAACCUCAAAAACAUUCCUCAGAAAUACAUCAAGGCGGUUUACAGGGAGUACACAGAUGCUGCGUUCACUGUCCCCAGACCGAGACCAGCCUGGACAGGUAUUCAGGGCCCAGUGAUUGUGGCCCAGGCUGGGGAGAGAGUGGUGGUCCACUUCAAAAACCUGGCGUCUCAGCCCUACAGCAUCAGCCCUGUGGGGAUCACCUACUGGAAGCAGUCCGAAGGAGCUGGAUAUGAUGACUCCACUGCUGGUCAGGAGAAGGAGGAUGAUGCCGUCCAGCCCGGCGGAUAUUAUGAGUACGUCUGGGACAUCAGCCUCAGCGAUGGCCCGACCAUCAGUGAUCCUGACUGCCUCACGUACUCGUACUCCUCCCAGGUGGACACGGUGCGAGACAUGAACUCUGGACUCAUCGGCGCCCUGCUCAUCUGCAAAUCAAGCGCUUUCACAGAGGACGGCCAGAGGAGAUUCCAGGCAUUUGUCCUUCUGUUUGCCGUGUUCGAUGAGACUAAAAGCUGGUAUGGAGAGGUGGGGGAGAGAACGAGCAGGGAGAAGUUCAGGAGAAGUGAUGGCAGGAACGAAUACCACACCAUCAAUGGAUACGUCAACGCCACUUUACCUGGUUUAACAGUGUGUCAGGGUAAUGACCUGGUGUCUUGGCAUAUGAUCGGGUUGGGCACUACUCCAGAAAUCCACUCCAUUCGCUUCCAGGCUCACACACUGCAGGUACUGACCCAUCGUAAAGUCACAGUGGAAGUGACUCCAAUGACAUUCAUCACUGCAGAAAUGAGACCAGCAACCAAGGGCCAGUUCCUCAUCAGCUGUCAGAUCCACGCUCAUCGAUAUGAUGGCAUGAAUGCAUUGUUUACGGUGGAGAAAUGCCCGGAACCCGUCACCAAGGAACUGCGCAAAGUUAAAGAAGAAGUUAUUGACUAUGAUUAUGCGUUCGAGAUACGACAAUCUCCAACAAAAAAGCCACAAGUCCAACCCAGAUCCGGCGGAGGACCGAGCCGCUCGUUCUUAAACCACUAUAUUGCUGCUGAGGAAGUCACCUGGAACUACGCUCCUCAUCUGAAACCCACAGACAGUGAAUUACAGUCCAGAUAUUUGCCUGCUUCUCCCCAUCACCUUGGCUACACAUAUAAGAAGGUUGUGUAUGUUGAAUACACAGAUCACACCUUCACUGUGAGGAAGAAUCCCUCUCAGACUCUGCUGGGUCCCCUACUGAAAGGAAGAGUCAAUGAUCAAAUCUAUAUUGCUUUUAGAAACUUAGCCAGUCGCCCUUUCAAUAUCUACCCCAAUGGCCUGACCACCGUCCUUCCAGGACCGGGAUACACUGAUGCUGCUGGGCUUGACCUGCGUACAUUGGGAGUUCCACCCAACAGGACGUUUGUGUACAUUUGGAAGCUAACUUCAGAUGACGGACCUUUGGAUGGAGACCCCCAGUGCCUGACUCAGCUGUAUCAAAGCACCAUCUCCCCAGAGCAGGACCUGGCCUCGGGGUUGGUGGGAACCCUACUCAUCUGCAAGCACAAGGCUAUUGACCGCAGAGGAAAUCUGCUGGGCCCCGACCAGAAACAAAGUCUCAUAUUUGCUGUGUUUGAUGAGAACAGAAGUUGGUACUUUAAGGAAAACAUGAAGAGGUCAACUCAAAGCUCCUACAACACCACAGACCCGGAGUUCUAUGAGUCCAAUGUCAUCUACAGUAUAAACGGCACCAUGUUUAGCGGGCGUCAGUUUGUCAUGUGUCAUACGGAUGUUCCCUUCUGGCACGUGGCCAACGUGGGAACCCAGAGUGAUUUCCUCUCCGUCUAUUUCACCGGAAACCUGUUUCAGUACCAAGGCCUCUACCAGUCUGUUCUCACCCUCUUCCCCAUGACGGCUGUAACUAUUCCCAUGGAGGCAGAAAAGAUUGGUGAGUGGGAGAUAAGUGCCUUUGACAGCAAGCUUAGAAAUCGGGGAAUGACGAUCCGCUACACUGUCCGUGUCUGCAGAGAGUUUUCUCUGGUCGACCGCCAGGAGGAUGAAGAUAUCUCUGAAUAUAUGGACAAUGCACUUUUGCAACCGAGGGGCUUGAGACCUCAGAAUGGCACAAUGUUGGUUCGAGUGUGCAAAAAACCUGUCGCCAACAACACUAUUGGUCAAAAUGUAACUUUGGGUGAAGACGCACAUGGCCUGUGUCAGCUGAAGAGAGUGCCGGUGGCGUCAGUAAAAAGGGAAGAAGUUCCCUCCGAGGUGGGGAUCCCAGAAGAUGUCCUGGAAGAAGUAGAGAGAGAUGGGGGCUGGGCAACUCCUGAAAAUAUGACGAAAGCAGAAAAAAACAGAGGUGGGAGACAGAAACGAGAGGCAGGUGGGAACUGGACAGAGAACAAUGACAUCAUACUAAAUGGUGAUGCAUCAGAAAGUCAACAGGUCCUCUCUGAAAACUUAAUCUCUCCGGUGGAGGAAAUGGGUGAAAACUACAUCUAUUCAGAAUCCGAGGGUCUUUUAGAUGAUCUGUUGGAUCUGGAAUACAACUUCACUGAUAGCAGCACAACAGAGGUCAAUCUGUCCUUUGCGUAUGAUGACUACAACAGUGAGGUGAACGGUUCAUCACAAAUAUUUGGCAUGGGCUUAGCUGGUCCGCGCUCUGGAGAAACCAAACCCCGCAAUUACUACAUCGCCGCAGAUGAAAUCACAUGGGAUUAUGGCAUCAAAACACCGUAUCAACUCAUUAAACCCAGAGAGAUGCGUCGAGGGAUGAGGAAGUUCCUUCCUCAAUAUACAAAGGUGGUGUAUCGCGCUUACGUGGAUAAAGACUUCAAGCAGCCCAUCAUCAGAGGAGAGCUUGAGGAACACUUGGGAAUCAUGGGACCUGUCAUCAGAACUGAAGUGAACGAUCUCCUCACAGUGACCUUUAAGAACAAUGCCAAGAGACCCUACUCCCUUCAUCUUCAUGGAGUGUAUGACCGCAUCCAGCAUGUUAGCUCCGCACAGAGCAGUGCAUCCUUUGGUAUUCCUGGAGAACCUGUACCUCCAGGACAGACCCGGACUUACAACUGGAAAAUUAGUGAGAAACAAGGACCCUCUGAUCCUGAGUUUAACUGCAAGACUGGAGCUUACUACUCCACUGUGGACAAGGAGAGGGACCUUCACUCUGGUCUGAUUGGUCCCCUUGUGAUCUGUAAGUCUGGAACCUUGCAGACUUUCAAAUGGCAGAAUAGCCUCAAUAUGCAACCAGACAUCCAGGAUUUCUCCCUGCUCUUCCACACCUUUGAUGAAACUAAAAGCUGGUACCAUGAAGAGAACCUGCUGAGGUACUGCUCUCCCCCCUGUCAGGCCAACACACAGGAUCCCUGGUACCACACCAGCAAUAAGUUUGCAGCCAUAAAUGGCUAUGUGGCCGAGACUCUUCCUGGUUUGGUUCUGGCCCAGCAUCAGCCAGUGAGGUGGCACCUUCUUAAUGUUGGAGGCGACAGAGAGUUCCAUGCUGUUCACUUCCAUGGUUUGCCUUUCACUGUCCAUGCUAAACAAGAACAUCGUAUGGGUGUCUUCAACCUGUUUCCUGGUGUUUUUGGCACGGUGGAGAUGAAACCUCCGACGGUUGGGACAUGGUUAGUGGAGUGCACCAUCGGUGAAUACCAGAUGGCUGGGAUGAGAGCCAAACUCUUGGUCUAUGAUCCAAAAUGUGUUUUACCUCUGGGAAUGAAAUCAGGGUGGAUUGAAGACUCCCAGAUUACAGCGUCAGAUCACAGCGGUAACUGGGAGCCAAGGCUGGCAAGACUUGAUAUGACUGGUUUUUAUAACGCCUGGAUGGGAAAAGGCAAAAAUUCGUGGUUGCAAGUUGAUCUUCUGAGGCCGACCCUGUUACAUGGCAUCAAGACACAAGGAGUGAGCUCGAAGCUGAGGGACCACUUCACCGCCACCUUCAAAGUGUCUUACAGCCUCGACCAAGAGACUUGGACCACUUACAGGGGAAACAGCUCUAUUAACACCAGGAGGUUUCGUGGCAACCUGGACAGCACCAAGACAAAGGACAACAGAUUCUCUCCGCCAUUAGUGGCUCGCUACAUCAGGAUCCAUCCACACGACUUCAAGCAGAAACCCGCUCUGCGACUGGAGCUGCUGGGAUGUGAUCUGAACAGCUGCUCUCUGCCUUUGGGACUUGAAAAGGGGAGCAUUCCUGACAGCAGCUUUGACGCCUCAUCGUUUCAGUCGUCUUUCCUGCGUAGCUGGAGACCCUCCCUCGCACGCCUGCACCAGAGCGGUGGAGCCAACGCCUGGAGGCCAAAGAACAACAACCCCCACGAGUGGCUGCAGGUGGAUUUGGGGAAGGUCAAACGGAUCACAGGCAUCAUCACGCAAGGCGCGCGCUCGAUGCUGACCCAGAUGAUGGUAACAGAGUUCUCUGUCACAUUCAGUCUAGACCAACAUUCCUGGAGCAGCGUGUUGGAGGAGAGCUCCCAGAGAGAAAAGAUCUUCACAGGCAACAACGAUCCGGACGAGGAAGUUUUCACAGUGUUUGAGCCUCCCUUGUUCGCCCGCUACCUCCGUAUCCAUCCACGGGGCUGGCUCAACGACAUCGCCCUCCGCCUGGAGGUUUUGGGCUGCGACACCCAGCGGGGGGUCAAACUGCCCCGGCAGUAAACACUGGCGCCAGCAGCAGCAGCUUUUUGGACCUUUUGUUUUCUGUGAAUUUUGCUGGAGAUUGAGAUAAUGUAGCACACUUAAGUUACAAUUUGAAGCUGUUCCCUCUGUAGCCAGAACAUUGUUUACAUUUUCACUUUUCUUUUUGACACUGUGAUAUUUGGUGAAGGGCACACUUAUGCUAAGUUCAUAGAGAAGUAGGUGUUUUUGGAACACUUGAUUUUGAUUGUGCUGAAAAAAACAUUUUGAAUGUAAGCAGGUGUAAAUAUUUCAGACGUAGGUUGCUGUUUAUUGUUUGACUACUUGUGUAUCAUUGGAGAAGUUGUAUUUUUUCUGCUUUAUUUGAGAUAUUAAAGUAUGAGUUC